UGUGAGAUAGACUGAGAUAGACUCUAACAUGAUUACAUGAGUGAUGAGUAUUUGAUAAAUGAUGUUUUGUUUUUAAUUUGGACACAACUUGGCCUGGCCAUGAUUUCUCAUCUACCCGUCACGGCCAAAUUAUUGAACAAAAUAAUUAUACAAGUGGCCAUAACACUCCCACCUCCCCGGGUUGGUACCCGUCGUCGGCGACACAUUAUUAAAAGUGGAGUGCGACAUUUGGAACGUACCCUAAUACUUAUAAAUCCUCCCCGGGUUGAUUCCCAUAAUUAAUUAUAAUCAAUCAAUUUAGUUAAUAAUAAUAAUAAUAAAUGGUUGAAUCAAAUUCGAAACCCGUGCAACAAAAGCCUCAUGCAAUGUUAUUGAGCUAUCCCCUUCAAGGCCACGUCAUCCCGUCCGUCCACCUGGCGUACAAGCUGGCGGAGAACGGCUUCGCCGUCACCUUCGUCAACACCCAAUCCGUGCACCGCCACCUCUCCAAGAGCAACGCCAGCAGCCACCACCGCGGCGGCGGCGAAGACAACAUCUUCGCCGGAAUCCGGGAGCGGGCGGGGCUCGACAUCCGCUACCUCGCCAUCCCGGACGGGCUCCCGGUGGAGUGGGACCGGUCAGAGAACCACGACCAGUUCUUCGCGGCGCUCCUGCACGUGUACUCUGCACACGUGGAGGAGGCUCUCAGGGGAAUGCUGAAGUCGACGGGCGGCGGCCCCCCGGUCAACUGCUUGAUCGCCGACUCGUUCUUCGUCUUCCCCGGGAAGCUGGCGAAGAAGUAUAACCUUCUGUACAUAUCUUUCUGGACCGAACCGGCUCUGGUUUUUACGCUCUAUUAUCACCUCCAUCUCUUGCGUUUGCAUGGCCACUACGACCGUAAAGAUUCAGAUGUGGGCGGGGAGGAAGUGAUCAACUACGUGCCCGGAGUUGAAUCAAUCCGGCGACGGGAUUUGAUGUCCUACCUCCAAGCCAAAGACACCGCAACCGUCUGCCACCAAAUCAUCGACGCCGCCUUCGACGACGUCAGAGACGCCGAUUUCGUCCUCUGCAACACCGUCCACGAGCUGGAGCCCCACACCAUUACCGCCCUCGAGAAGAAGAUGAAGUUCUACGCCAUGGGACCCAUCUUCCCCCCGGCGUUCUCCGCCAGCCCGGUGGCCACCAGCCUCUGGUCCGAGUCCGACUGCUCCCGCUGGCUCGGGUCCAACCCGCCCGGCUCGGUCCUGUACGUCUCCUUCGGGAGCUACGCCCACCUCUCCAAACCGGAUCUCCUGGAGAUCGCGUUUGGGCUUUCGCUCAGCGGGGCGAAUUUCCUCUGGGCUCUCCGCCCGGACAUGGUCUGCUCCGGCGACCCGAACCCGCUUCCUUCGGAUCUAACGGAGGAGAUCUCCGGCCGCGGGAUGAUCGUGCCGUGGUGCAAUCAGAAGCAGGUUUUGGGCCACCCGGCGAUCGGCGGGUUCCUGACCCACUGCGGCUGGAACUCGACUCUCGAGGGGAUCUGGUGCCACGUCCCGCUGCUCUGCUUCCCUCUCCUCACCGAUCAGUUCACCAACCGGAAACUCAUCGUCGACGACUGGAAGUGCGGGCUGAAUCUGUGCGACGAGACGCCGGUCUCGAGGGCCGAAAUCUCGGAGAAGGUAAAACGGAUUAUGGGCGGGAAAUCGAGCGAAGCACUGCGAGAUGCAGUGAAGCGGGUGAAGAAGACGAUGGAAGAUGCCCUGUUUAGCAAAAACGGAUCCUCCCAAGAAAAUAUGGGUCGGUUCAUCAAGGACGUAAACCUUGCGGUUCAAAACAAAGUGACAAUCAGUUGAUUUUUUUUUCCAUUUUAUUGUGCUCUAAUAAACAGUAUUAUUAAAUUCGGGCCGAACUAGUCGAUCGAACCGGUUAAAUAAAGACCGGAGAUCAAAACGAUUCAAUCCAUCUCUUCAAAAAUCAAUGAGUUUGCAGAUUAUCCACCGGUCCGAGUUUAAUAAUAUUGAUUAUAAAAAGUUAAUGUGUGAUUCUAUGGUGAAUUAAUAAUUUUUUUUCUCACGAAAAGAAAUGGUGAAGUGAGCUUUGGGAAUAAAAAAUUGUUGCAAAA
Cuscuta campestris is the source of this 2080-nucleotide messenger RNA. Lineage: Eukaryota; Viridiplantae; Streptophyta; Magnoliopsida; Solanales; Convolvulaceae. The record is from the annotation of a GenBank genome assembly.